Molecule: messenger RNA, 4624 nt
Organism: Pelobates fuscus (common spadefoot toad)
Lineage: Eukaryota; Metazoa; Chordata; Amphibia; Anura; Pelobatidae
Gene: DLGAP2
Product: DLG associated protein 2
Exons: 12
Coding region: 41-3112 (1023 amino acids)
Biological process (GO): signaling
Cellular component (GO): glutamatergic synapse; postsynaptic specialization
Molecular function (GO): molecular adaptor activity
Source: RefSeq, a predicted model, not a curated record
GGAAUAUUAACAAAUAUGGCAUUGAGGGAAAUACACUGAAAUGGAUAGAAAACUUUCUUGGCGGAAGAAGACCGAAGAUCAACAGCAAUACUCAUGGUCACCUUCUCAGCACUUCAAUGAAGAAAAAUUCUCUCCUGCCCUUAGGAGCAGCAUGAAAGGAUUAUCUGGUAGCAGGAAUCAAUCACAGUUAUGCUCUGGUCAUACAUGUGGUCUUGCAUCGCCUGAAGACUGUGAGCAUGUUCAUGAUCAUGUACACCAUGGGCAGGAACAAAGGCAAUCAUAUCUUCUUAGUCCUACGGAGAGUUGUCCAAUGGAUCACCACCGGUGCUCUCCACGAAGCUCCAUCCAUUCAGAAUGCAUGAUGAUGCCUGUUAUGAUGAGUGAUCAUAUGUCAAGUAGCACCUUUCCCAGAAUGCACUAUAGCUCACAUUUCGAUACCACACGAGAUGACUGUGCUGUGUCACACACUAGUAGCAGUAAAAUCAAUAGAAUACCAGCAAACUUGUUGGAUCAAUUUGAGAAGCAGCUUCCUCUACACAGGGAUGGUUUUCAUACGUUACAGUAUCAGAAGACAUCCACAGCAACUGAGCAAAGAACUGAGAGUCCAGGGAGAAUACGUCAUCUUGUUCAUUCAGUUCAAAAACUUUUCACUAAGUCUCACUCUUUGGAAGGUUCAUCAAAAGGAAAUGUAAAUGGUACAAAGGGAGAUAGUCGAAGUGAAGAUCAUCAUCAUGGUCAUUAUUCAAAACAUAGCAAAAGGAGUAAAAGUAAAGACCGAAAGCCUGACAGCAAGCAUAAAUCUGGGAUGACAGGUUGGUGGAGCUCAGAUGAUAAUUUGGACAGUGAUAGCACUUAUCGAACACCCAGUGUUAUGAAUAGACAUCAUGUUGAUCAUAUAUCUCAUUGCUACCCUGAAGCUCUUCAGGGUCACUUAGGGGAUCUUUCUCUUAAGACUUCUAAAAGUAACAAUGACAUGAAAUGUUCUGCUUGUGAAGGGUUAUCAAUGACACCUGAAGGUAAAUACAUGAAAAGGAGUUCGUGGUCUACACUAACCGUAAGCCAAGCUAAAGAAGCGUAUCGCAAAUCUUCGCUUAACCUGGAUAAGCCUCUAAUCCAUCAGGAAAUUAAAUCUUCUUUGAGACCAUGCCAUUACCUCCAGGUGCCUCAAGAUGAAUGGGGAGGGUAUCCAUCAGACAGUAAAGAUGAGGAGAUUCCCUGUCGAAGAAUGAGGAGUGGUAGUUACAUAAAAGCCAUGGAAGAAGAUAGUGGAGAUUCGGAUACAAGCCCUAAAACAUCACCCAAGAUGUCAGCACGGCCUGAGCCAUUACUGAAAUCUAUAGUACAGAGAUCUCAUGGAGAGGUACAAAACCAGAGCUAUCUACAAGCUGCUAGCGAAAUGGCUGCUGGACAUGUCCUGGACCCAUCAGGGAAAUAUAAUUCUCCUAAAUUCCGUUCUCGGAAUCAGAGCUACAUGAGAGCUGUCAGCACACUCAGCCAGGCCAGCUGCGUCAGUCAGGAUUUCCUCAUUGAAAGUCUGCAAGAAUGCUUUACCUCAAAGGAUUACCCUGAGAUCAAGAUGAGCGAAACCGAGAUAAAUGGGCAGUAUGAAUCAGUUUGUGAGUCAGUGUUUAGUGAAGUUGAUGCUCAUGCUAUGGAUGCUUUAGAUCUCCAGGGAUGCUUUCGGACAAGAAGCCACAGUUACCUGAGAGCUAUACAGGCUGGUUAUUCCCAGGAUGAUGAUAGUGUUCCUGUUAUUACAUCUUCCAAUGUCACUUCGAGUACGAGGACAACAACAGCUGUUUCAUAUACAAAUUACAAAAAAACACCACCACCUGUUCCCCCACGUACCACCUCCAAACCACUAAUCUCAGUGACAGCACAAAGCAGCACAGAAUCCACCCAGGAUGCCUACCAUGACAGCCGGACUCAAAGGAUAUCCCCAUGGCCUCACGAUGGCCGGGGCUUAUACAACUCCACCGAUAGUUUGGAUAGCAACAAGGCCAUGAAUCUUGCCCUGGAAUCUGCUGCAGCACAGCGCCAUGCCUCCGAAAGCAAGAUCAGCUCUGUCCGAAGCACCAGUGACAAGGCUGUUCUAGUGAAAAAAUCAGAUGACUUCCUUAAGAAGCGACGCUCCUCAAUUGGGAUUCAGGUAGAAGCAGCAGACUCUGACACAGAGAGUAAAGGACCUCGUGAAUAUCAUUCUGUGGGGAUUCAGGUGGAAGAUGAAAAACGACAGGGGCGUUUUAAACGCUCCAACAGUGUUACUGCAGCUGUGCAAGCUGACCUUGAGUUAGAAGGAUUUCCAGGACACAUCACAAUGGAGGACAAAGGCUUACAAUUUGGAUCUUCUUUUCAGAGACAUUCGGAGCCUAGCACUCCAACUCAGUAUGGUGCUGUAAGAACAGUACGGACUCAGGGCUUGUUUAGUUAUAGAGAAGAUUAUAGGACACCGGUUGACACAUCAAAUCUACCACCACCAGAUCCAUGGCUAGAACCUGCUCAUGAAACAGUAGAUUCUGGUAGAAUAUCUCCUAGUCGACAGGAUGGUACAUGGUUUAUGAAGCUGCUCCAUGCAGAAACAAAAAGAAUGGAAGAAUGGUGCAAAGAUAUGGAAAGAGAAGCAGAGGAAAAUGACCUUUCAGAGGAAAAUCUAGGUAAGAUCCGGAGUGCAGUUGGUAGUGCUCAGCUACUUAUGUCUCAGAAGUUCCAGCAAUUUUACUGGCUUUGUCAGCAGAACCUGGAUCCAAGUGCCAUGCCGAGGCCCACUUCACAAGACCUAGCAGGAUUCUGGGAUCUGUUACAGCUCUCUAUUGAAGAUGUUAGCAUGAAGUUUGAUAAAUUACAUCAGUUAAAAAGUAAUGAUUGGAAAGCAAUUGAUUCUCCAGAAAAAAAAGAUGAUAAGAAACCCCCACCUCCAAUACCAAAGAAACCUUCCAGGGGGAAAUUCCCCAUCAUGCGAGAAAAAUCUCUUGACCUGCCUGACCGACAGAGACAGGAAGCCAGGAGGCGUCUGAUGGCUGCAAAGAGAGCAGCAUCAUUUCGACAAAAUUCAGCUAGUGAGCGCGCAGACAGCAUUGAAAUCUAUAUACCUGAAGCUCAAACCCGGCUAUAAUUAAACAGUUCUCAAACACAACAUGCUUGUACGGUUUGUAGCACACCUGGUCUUUUAAUCUCAACCUCCCUACUGAAUCCACCCUCGUUAUUGUGCUCUAUGUGCCAUAAGCGCAGUGGAAUGCUUUCUUUUUCUUUUCUUUUUUAAUUUCCUCAGAGUUUGCUAAACUCAUUGCAAAAACAACUUAUUUUGUAAACCAUGCCUGACUUCAAAUCAGCUACAUGCAUAGGGCUUGUUGAGACCUAACUUUUUCCAACAUGUUCUCAGAGGACAACGUGAAAAACCUCUCAAGAUGGAACCCAGCGUAAAAUCUUGGUUAUUUCUAUUUUUAUAAAAAUAAUGCGAUCAUUGGAAAUAAGAAUCUAAAACAAACAUGAAAAAACUAAAUGGGUACAUCUCACCACUCACUAGAGGCAUUAGUUAUUCCAAGUAGAAGGUGCUACAAAUUUGAAGUGCAGGAAAGGAAGAAAGUGUUGCUCUCUGACCUCCGUGUUCUUUAGUUUAAACUUAGCUGAAAAAGGUACCAUGGCUUCUCCUCUCUAGCACUGCUGACUUGCAUUAGGCAAUCUCAUCUCUACCCUCUCGAUGUGGAUCUCCAAUCAGUAAAUGUCCAAAGCAUUUGGUUCCUCAAACCAAAAGCCAAUAUGUGGUUUGGCCAUCAGUGGAAUCCUAUUGGCUGGACCACAACCCAUUCUUUACCUUAGAUGCUUGAUCUCAAUGCAAGAUGACAUGUAGAGGGGAUAUAGUCGAUGGAGAAAAAGUGAAUGCCUUAAAAAAGAAGAUCUUUUGUUACCAGAUAUGUGGAUUGAAAAGUAUUCAUCCUUCCGAGGACCGUUCAUUUAUGUUUACAUUUUAUUCUUUAUUUAUUUUUUAAGAGCCGAUGAUUUAAAUGGUUUGCUAUUUAUGCUAUCUACUCACACAGAAGCUAUAGUUAUUAUGUUGACAGGGCAUCCUUUAAAAAAAAAUUAUGAAUGUUUGCUGUUUAAAAUGCCGGUUGUGAUGUGAUAACCAAUUUAAAAAUAAUGAAUAUAAGUGGUAACUAUAUCUCAGUUUAAAUGUUUUUUUUAAAGGUAGAGUAAUGGUGAAAUGUGGUUUAUGUUUGUAUUUAUUUCUUCAAUUAUUUUUGCUUAAACAGACUCUUUGCUUAGGCUUAUAUAGCACCCAUCUAUUAUUUUAAUGCACCAUAAAAAACGGCGAGUUGAAGACACAUGCACUUGAAUAAUGUAGAAAAAAAGUAGCAUAUUCGUAAUAAAUCUAUAACUACCAAUAUGCAAAACCUCAAGAGGAACCAUUUAACCUCAGAGUUAAUAUCUGCAUUAAAAUCCAUGUGUUUUCUCUUGUGAACUAUUUCCAUAGCUAGUUAAAAGAAAGGGCUCAUUUUACACCCCGGUUUUGCAUCAGGGAAAUACAUCCCUGGAGUUAUUUACCUCUUUUCAGCUACAUGGCUGGCACUUCUCCUCCAAAGUCUGAAGGUAAUUCAUUGUAAAGGCCCCAGGUUACUAAAAAUGUCCC